GUCUUCUCUGUGUAUUUGUUCAUUAGUCUGUCGACGGCAGUUCGAAUUUAACAAAGUGAAGUGUAAUGUUGGAAAUCUAAUUAAACUAGUUGAGAAUUAUUCUUUUACAUAGGUGUUACAUGGCACUAGAACAAGAGAAUUUAUCCAAUUUAAAGUUUUUGGUACUGGUGAUACAAUUCGCAAUGAAAAUCUAUUAUUAACACAACGUAAAAAAAAACUCCACAAAAAGUGAGGCAGUGGAAAAAUUUUUCAUUGCGAAGUAACGAGGAAAAAAUGUUUUCCAGUGAAAUUAUUAUUCGUGAAAUUUAUCAGUGCGAUUCGAUUUGUAGGAUCUUAUUUUUUUCUUAAGACGUUUAGGUAUUUCCAUGUACAUGUAUGAAGUAGCACGUGAAAAUUUAAAUAUGAAUAGACGUAAUGAAGAAAUCUUGACAUUUUAUCCGACUGAUUGUGAGUUUUCCUCAAAUGCUUAAGCAUAUGUGGAUUAUUUUGGGUACAAUUGUGGUGGGAUUUGUGUUGAGUAGUGCUGAAAAUGUAAUUAUCGAAGAUGGAUUAAGAUCAUCCACGUGGCCAACCACGCCAGCCACAGCAAUUACAUAUCUCCAAGUUGAAGCCAUUUCGGUCCAUGGACAUUCCAUACAACUGUACUUGCAGUGGAAUGGAACAUAUGAUCAAGAUACUCAGAUCGACAUCCAUGUUACACAUGCUCCAGACAAAGGUAAACACUGCACAUCUAAUCCAUGCUACGAGUACAACGUAAUGGCUUCCGAAGGAGAAAUAUACAUUCCACAACAUCCAUCGCAUCUCAUUGAACCAAGAAAAUGUGAAUUUGAACCGGGAUGCACGUAUAUCUUAGAAAUGAAGACUACCAACUGGAAGCCCCUAAAUAGUCUUCUUUACAAAAUUCCAGAUUGUGUUGAUGAUAUUUGCUCUUGUCCCUACACCAGUCAACUCCCAAAUGUGACUAUUAAUGGGAGCUACAACACAUUAACGCAAACAAUUGAUAUCGAUUGGAAUAUUACAACGAUUUUUCAUCUCCCCACCGAUGUCUCAAUAGAUCAUAUUGUCAUAAGCCUCUAUAACGUACGAAAUCAAACAAUUCCCAUGCACGGAUUAAAUCUCUUUGAUCCCCUUGUGGUGCCUCUAAUUAUAAACAAUACAAAUAAGGAUAAAUUAUCCGGUGUGGCACAUUAUAAACUACCAGCGAAUGCUACGGAGGAGGGAAGGAAGUAUAAAUUGGAAGCGAAUGUCAUGGACAAUCGUAAUUGCAAAAGCACAGAUGGGAUAGCAUUUGUGGAAAUUCCGCAGACACAGUCACGCACAGAAGAUGAUAUAUUUGUGAUUGAAAGGAAUAAGAUGUGGACAUUUAUGGCUUUGAUUCCCAUUGCGGUUGUUAUUUUUGUGGCCAUUUACUGUGUACGAUACCAAAGAAAGCUGAAGAGAAUCAAACGACUACAUAACUGGCAAGGAAUUUACCGAACUACACCGUUUACAGCUAAUGGAAGAAUCAAUUCUGUUUCUAUGCAAGAAAAUAUCUUGUACAUCGACACCGAUAUUUUGGAAGCACGUGCUCGCGGGGAGGCAGAUUCACUGGAAAUUCCACAUUCAAGUCUCAAAAUUGGACGUGAAAUUGGAAAAGGUGCUUUUGGGCGUGUCUUCAUUGCUCGUGCUGAAAAUAUUGGCAGUAAAACGGGUUCACUUAUUGUGGCUGUGAAGCAACUUAAAAAAAAACCAACAGCAGAUGAAUUAGAGGAGUUCCUCAGUGAGAUUACUACAAUGAAGAAGGUGGGUCGACAUCCGAAUGUUGUUUCACUUAUUGGUUGUUGUACCAUCCGUCAACCUCUUCUCAUGGUGAUGGAAUAUGUUGGAUGUGGUGAUUUGCUACAAUAUUUACGUCAAGUUCGCGCAAAACAUGAAGCUCGCUCAACUGCUGUUUGUCCUACUUUGGCAACAAAAUCACCUUCUGGAGCUUUUGGAAGGCUACUAAAUUUCUCACCCUCUGGCACAAACAGCUUCUCAGUGGAUCCUACCCUCAAAUACCCAGAUUUAGCACAUCAAACUUCAAGCUCCAAUUCUGAUGCAUCUUACAUCACGCAGCCAGAUAGCGUGCCAUCAGCAUUAAUGAGACCAUCAGUAACUGAAACUCUGUACACGACUGUCAGUAACAAUGCUGAUCUCUCAGCUACGAGUGCUGGUUCCCUAGAGUACGUGUUGGAUCAUAAGGAGUUGCAUAACUUUGCAAUCCAGAUAGCACGUGGGAUGAAUCAUUUGGAAGAGCGGAAAAUCACUCAUCGUGAUUUAGCAGCUCGGAAUGUGCUCAUUGAUGAGCAGAAGACGCUGAAAAUAUCAGAUUUUGGACUAUCGAGGACCGGCAUUUACGUUAACACGCGAAACAAACGCGUGCCACUGCGGUGGCUUUCAAUUGAAGCGGUGCGUGAUAAUCUCUACAGCAGUAAAAGCGAUGUUUGGGCUUUUGGGAUUGUACUGUGGGAAAUUGGUACUCUCGGUGGUUUUCCCUAUCCAACUGUAGGCAACCAUGAAUUGCUGUCGUACCUCAAAUCCGGACAUAGACUCCAGCGACCGGAUAAUUGUACUGAAGACCUUUAUCAGAUAAUGCUUCAAUGUUGGCGGGAACGACCUGAAGAUAGGCCAUCAUUUGAGGAACUUGUAGCAAAAUUAGAACCACCUCAACAGAAAAUUUACAUUGACUUCAAUGACUUAGGACCAGACUACGUUUUCCCUCCAAUCACUGAAGAGGCCAACAAUUAAGCACGUAUUGUGUCUCAAGAUUUACAUUCCAUUGAAAUUAGAGAAUAUUUUAAAUGAAUCUAUAUGGUGCAAUGUUCUUUGAUAAUGGAGAUAUCUUUAGAACCAAGUUCAAUUCAAUUUUGUGAACUUACUGUCUGUCUCUAUUGCAUGAUGAUAACUCAAUUUUCUUCAUUAAGGGAACUGUAGACUUUUUGUUAACCCAGACAAACUCACUCGGAAAAAUUUGCAUAAAAAUUAAAUUCUCAGAAAAAUCAAAUGAAUUCAGUUAAAGCUUUUUAGAACUUUUUACUCGAAAUUUAAAGAAUUUAAGUUAAGAAUUGAUUUUUUUAGACAACUUUCAAAUUAGAAAUUGCGUAAAUUUAAAGAAAUUCCUCUGGGUUAAUAACUUUUCAUCUAUUAAGAAAGAAAAUUAAAAAGAAUACCUACAAAGAAAAACGAUUCCAUAAAAAUUAAAAUUCUUUUUUCCACACAAGUUUCCCAAAGGCAAUUCCUUGGGGGUACAUUCAGUAAGUUCUCCUGUUUCCUCCGUGACUUUUCCAAAGGGCACAAAAUUAAAGAUGUCACAAGAACUUUACUGAAACAAUACUCUUUGCCAAAAAACUUUGCACCAAAUAACACGACACUAGAAAUCCAUGAUAAUGAGUUUAUGUAUUUUAUGGAGCAAUCUAAAUAACAAUGAAGAACAAAAAAACAACCUUAAGAAAAUGAAGCAGGGUGUUUAAAUUAAAUUAAAAUAUGUAGGUACCAUUUUUUCUACAAUUAUGUUUAAAUGUAAUAUAAAUAAAUCCACCAUCGAGCAAAGAAAUGGAUCAAUUUGAACAGAAAAAAUUUCCAUGAGAGGAUUGGUCUUAAAUGUGUUAACGAACAAAAUGGUUUCUGGUUUUUACACAAGGUUCUAUGAGACCGAUUUUAGGAUGUAAAGUGAUAAGUUUAAAUUGAUAUAUAUUUUAUUACAUACAUAUGUAAAUAUUUAGAAAAGCUAUACCAUGUAUCAGCGAAAACCUACUUAAUAUUAAUCAUGAAGAAAUUUGAUGCCUUUCUUUAGACCCCUUAUUAUACAUAAUUUUCAUCCCUUUUUUUUGCACCUGACUUUACAAAAGGAAGGGUUGUAUGUUUGGGUUAUUGUAAGUAAUACAAAUAUUUUUACAUAAUAAGUAGAUCAACUAUAGCACGAUACAACAUUAAUGUAUGUUAUUGAAGACUGUUUGCCAAAUUAAUAGAUAGAAUGCGCUUAAUUCAAAUGUAAUAUGUGUUUUUAGCUUUGUAAGAACUCUUAGACUUUUAAACUUAAUGGGACUUGAAUCAACUUAAAUCCUUAACGUCCUAAAAGAUUUUAAAAAUUGCAGAAAACUCAUAAAAUGUUCUAUCAUUGAAAUUCUAGUUAAACCCAAAAUGAAAUAUGUAUGAGAAAAACAGGGCUCAAAUGAUACAAAUUACGAUAAAAAAGAUACUCAAAAAUAUUGAUUGAUCCUUGGGAAAUUUCAUCAUGUUGUUACCUACCUAAAAAAUGAACAGUUUCACUUUUUUUGAAGACCGUGUAAUUUUUUUUGCCUUAUGUUCUAAACAUUAAAACUUAAGGUAACUAUGUUCUAUUACCUUACCAAAAAAAAAAAAAAAUAAAAAGAUUACAUAAAAUGUAUAAUGAAAUUAGGAAAAACUAUAAAUGUAGGUUAGUUUAAUUUAUAAAUAAAGACAGAAAAAAAUAAAGUUUGGAAUCUUGUAAAAAAUCCUUACCUGCCAAGAAUAA
Molecule: messenger RNA, 4513 nt
Organism: Lutzomyia longipalpis
Lineage: Eukaryota; Metazoa; Arthropoda; Insecta; Diptera; Psychodidae
Product: receptor-type tyrosine-protein kinase FLT3
Exons: 13
Coding region: 463-2766 (767 amino acids)
Biological process (GO): protein phosphorylation; positive regulation of kinase activity; multicellular organism development
Cellular component (GO): signaling receptor complex
Molecular function (GO): transmembrane receptor protein tyrosine kinase activity; ATP binding
Source: RefSeq, a predicted model, not a curated record